GAUGAAGGGGAGAAGGUGCUGCUGCUGAAGCAGCUGACAGAGUUGGACGAUCUGCUCCGCCUCCAGUCCCAGCUGGUCGAGCUUGAGAGGCAGAAGGCCUGCCCAGACAACUUGGAGACGCAGCCCAUGGAGCAGCCGGUGGGCUUGGAGAAGAGCUUGGAGAAGAGCCUUGGCGGCGCAGCAGACGCUUG
Molecule: messenger RNA, 191 nt
Organism: Effrenium voratum
Lineage: Eukaryota; Dinophyceae; Suessiales; Symbiodiniaceae
Source: the annotation of a GenBank genome assembly